GUAAAAUCAAAUGGGCUGGACUACACGAAAGUAAAGUGAAAAAUAAGUAGUCUACAGUAACUCACAGAACACUUCUCUGCAAGCAGCAGAAGUUUCACAUAGUUAUAGAUGCCAGUGUAUGAUGGCUGUUGGUGCGAUUUCAUUCAUUAUCGUACUGUUGCUCGUCAUUCCAUCAGUCUCUUCUCCAGUGCUCUCAGCUACAGAUUCAUCCCUUUCCAUUGUUGAAGGGAGGUUUGGAGACUCUGUCACUCUCCCCUGUGAUGGCUCUGCACGCCAUCUCCCUGACGAUCAGCUGGACGUCCUGUGGAAGACUGACCAGAAGACAGUGGCUCACUACUCCGGUGGGAAACUUGUUGUGGACUCUCACUUCAGUGGUAGAGUUACGUUUCCCACAGAGAGGAUUCUGCGUCGAGACUUCUCCAUUGAUAUCAGCUCCGUUAAGUCCAGCGAUGAGGGCAAAUACGAGUGCGUGGUCAAGAAUGAGCAUUAUCUCAAGGAUGUGCAACUCAAAGUUUUACCACCCCUCUUUUCUAGGUCUCUCUCUGUUGCUGUUAACGACUUGGUGACUUUGCCCUGCUAUGGUGGUGUUCACAAAUAUGAGCCUGACAAACUCUUUGUUCAGUGGGAAAGAGGAGGUGACCUGGUGCUGAAGUUCAGCUCAAAGGAGCUCAUCUGUGGCCCAAAGUACGAGGGAAGGGUCUCUGUGUCUCCUGACUGGAGAGAUGGCAACUUCUCUUUGUCCUUGAGUGUUACGGGUCUGCGUGACUCAGGAGUUUAUCAGUGCUCCAGCGACCAGAAGCACAAUGUAGCUUCAGUCGUUCUGGAAGUCAACAUAAUACAUUCAGAUAAUAACAAAUUAUAUUUUCUCAUCUUUAUUCCCAUAUGUAUUUUGAUUUUAGUAGUAUACGUAGGAAUUGCAAAGAAACAAAAAAUUCACCAUGUGAAGAACAAAAUAUUUUCCCAAUGCCGCUGGCCGAGGAACCAAAGCCACUCACAAGAGCAAGAGAAUAACCAAGAAUGAACUGACUUGCAUCACAAAUCCAGGAUUUUGUCAAUACAAAAUUCAAAAUUCAAAAACCGACAAUCCGAUUAAAAUUUUGAGAAAUCUGCCAAAAAUCAAAACGCUCUUCUCAAACCAAGAUACAGUCAUAGAUUACCUGUAGAAGUAUAAAGGAACCCUUGUGUGUGUCUAAGCCCCGCCCCUUGUACUGCUGCUUAGGUGCUGUCACCUACAUCUCCUCUUCACAUCUGACGCAACUUAAAGGGACACCUCCUGCCUUUAUGAAAAUGGAGGACCUGCUAUUUCAUGUGCCAGCCUUAAAUCCAAAGUGUGAAAAUACUUCAGAUUCUGCACCAAAAAACCGUUUAGUACAUGUAGUGGAGGCAGAAAAACUAGGGGCUUUCAAGACCGGGCUUGAUACGGUGUUAGAUUCAAUUUAGCUUUUAGGCAAACUAUGCAGUAAGUGCGCUUAGGGGUAGGAAAAAACAAGCAUUGCUGGGCUGAAUGGCCUGUUCUUGCCAUGCCCUUAUGUUAUUUUAUGUUAAGUCAUGUUAUGGGGUGACAUUGGCUCAGGCGGUAAGAGCAGUUGUCUGGCAGUCGGAGGGUUGCUACCCUGGGUGUGUUGAAGUGUCCCUGAGCAAUACACCUAACCCCUAAAUGCUCCUGAAGAGCUGGUUGGUGCCUUGCAUGGCAGCUAAUCGCCGUAGGUGUGUGAAUGUGGGUAUGAAUGGGUGAAUGAGAACCAUUGAUUGUACAGCACUUUGGAUAAAGGCGCAAUGUAAAUGCCAAUCAUGUACCAUUUCGCAUGUUAUGCUAUAAUAUGGACGGUACAUUCAACCUUAGUACAUGUUUACAAAGCAGUUAGCUUUAGUGUAGCGGCUGAGGUACUUGAAUGGGACCUGGAAGGUUAGUGUUUCAAGCCCUGUUGUAGCCACGAUAACACCAGCACAGCUGUCUGGCCCUUGAGUAAGGCCCUUAACCCCUGCUUUGCUAUUAGUCUAAUCAACUGUAAGUCACUAUGGAUAAAAGCAUCAACUAAAUAACUAAUGUAUUUUCAAAGAUCACUCGCCCACAAUUCUCUAUAACUCUACAAUAGCAAGAAGGUUUUGGGAUCAAAUCCCAGUCGGGGCCUUCCUGUGUGGAGUUUGCAUGCAUCCCUUUUCUGUGUGUGUUUCCUCCUGGUACUCUGGUUUCCCCCACAGUCCAACAUGCAGGAUGGGUUCAUUGGAGAGUCUAAAUUGCCCCGAGGUAUGAGUGAUGUGUGAGUGAAUAUAGUGAGCACCCUGAGAUGGAUUGGCGACCUGUCCAGAGUGUAUUCCUGCCACUCUCCCAGAGAGGAAACGCGCCCGUAAAACAUUGCUGAAAAAGCCAGUUUCAGACAGAUGAUAGCAAUUAGCUAUCCUGAAACCCAGGAACUUCGUCAUCGGAACUAUCCCUCGAGGUUGAGGAUGACGGUCGUUCCAGUAGACAGCACUUCAGUGACUUCAAAGUUAUGGAGUCUUUAUCUGGUGCGGAGUUACUAGCCUUAACUCCAGACAGCUGGGCGACUUGUUCACCCGAAUUGUUUAUCACAAUAUUUGUGUAUUAAAAGUCACGUGAAAGAGACGAGAGUAUUUAACGAGACACACACAGGGAAGAACAUUGGUGCUUUGUUGCAAGAUUUCUGUGUUGAUAUCAUAGUCUGGAGAAAAACAUGGACCAAGUGCCUGUAUGGACCAAAAUAUGUACCAAGUGCCUGUAUGAACCAAAAUAUGGACCAAGUGCCAUCACCCACUGACUAACCAUGGCCUUCUGAAAAGUGCAGCUUCUCCACGGCAUCUCCAUUACUGGAAAAACGAGGCUUGUCAUCAUUGGAGGCAAUCUCAAUGCAGAGAGAUCUCGGGAUGAGAUUCUGCAACCAGUGGCAAUCCCAUAUCUCCACAGUCUGGGACCGAACUCCAUCCUCCAAGAUGACAACGCUCGCCCCCACAGAGCGGGGUUUAUCAGACUACCUCCAGAAUUUUGGAGUAGAGAGAAUGGAAUGGCCUGCCAACAGUCCUGACCUCAACCCAAUCGAACACUUGUGGGAUCAGCUGGGGCGUGCUGUUCGUGCUAGAGUGACCAACACAACCACAUUGGCUGACUUGCGACAAAUCCUGGUUGAGGAGUGGAAUGCCAUCCCACAGCAGUGUGGGACCAGGCUGGUGACCAGCAUGAGGAGGAGGUGCCAGGCUGUUGUGGCUGUGUAUGGUUCUUCCACACGCUACUGAGG
Messenger RNA from Conger conger (European conger), 3251 nucleotides. RefSeq names its product CXADR-like membrane protein. The record is from RefSeq and is a predicted model, not a curated record. Lineage: Eukaryota; Metazoa; Chordata; Actinopteri; Anguilliformes; Congridae. Bases 119 to 1021 code for a protein of 300 amino acids. Gene Ontology annotation, biological process: immune response; positive regulation of T cell proliferation; negative regulation of T cell proliferation. Gene Ontology annotation, cellular component: external side of plasma membrane. The transcript has 4 exons.